Molecule: messenger RNA, 887 nt
Organism: Durusdinium trenchii
Lineage: Eukaryota; Dinophyceae; Suessiales; Symbiodiniaceae
Source: the annotation of a GenBank genome assembly
GGCUCACAGCAUGGAACUCAUGAAACGAUGGGGGCGGUGAGUAGUGGUUUGACCGAUGGUUUUCGUGGGAAUUGCUGUGUUCAACGUCGGCCACCAGUCCGGUGCUUUAAUCCGCACUUGAAUCUUCAGCUGUUAAAGCUGGAACACUCUGGUGCACGGAUCGAGGAAGUGUGGUUGGUGAGACCAGAAAGAGGGAUUCAAGCUCCACUAUCCCCCAAUCUCUCCAUGGAGCCCAUGGAGAGUCGGCUGGCAAUUGUUUACAACAUUAGCGAGGGCGAUGCGAGUGAAGGAUCGAGCAUCAAACCCUUGCGAUUGGAUUGGCACCCAGAUGGCCUCGCAUUCAUGCGCUUGACUUCAAACAACAGCGGUUUUUAUGUGUCUAUUGUCUUUGGACCACUACAUAUGUGCACCGUAUACCAACACAGCCUUUCUAGCUUUUGUAUCUAUGUGCAGAAGAGAUAUUCUUCCCGCUUGGGCCGGGCUUUGACACCUUAGGCAAGGUGGGCUGUCCAAGAACUGCGUCAGUAUGAAAGUGCCUUCGGAGCCUUUAUCUCUGGAAGUGCUCAUGCAACAUCUCCAAUCCAUUGAAAAGAAAGCUUACGACCCGCAGACCUUCAACUCCAAGGAUUUUUGCGAAUAUUUGUACGGCCUUGUCGAGGGCAAGGAGGAAAGGAGCAUCAAGCAAGAUGACUUUAGGUGAUAGGAUCACGUGAUACGAUCCACGUGAUUUGGAUGAGUGUGAGCAAAGUUUUGCAUAUGGCUUUGUUUAGUUCACCGGUUUCCGCAUUUUCCAUAUUUAAUGUUUGCCCUUUUGCGUCACCGGUGAAUCUUUUCAACAGAGACAAAUUCGUUUGCCGGCAGCUGAGCACGCAAUUACAGCAGCAAAA